Messenger RNA from Mycena citricolor, 505 nucleotides. Lineage: Eukaryota; Fungi; Basidiomycota; Agaricomycetes; Agaricales; Mycenaceae. The record is from the annotation of a GenBank genome assembly.
GAGUGGACGCACCAUGAUGAUGGUUUGUUCGUGAGAAGUCAAGUGGUUGUUAAAGUGAAGUCGUGAGUCGUUAGCCAUGACGCAGCCAUUUCAUCAUCGUGCAGACACUCCAUCCAGCCCCGGCCGGGUCCCAACCCAUGUAUCCUCGUGGAUAGAAGAUCUAAUCUUAUCGGGAUCGCCGUCAAUCCAAGAAGCGUUGCCGUAACGAGAGUUUUGAUGGCCGCCACCCGUCAGAAUGUGCAAUGUUGAUCGCAGGCGUCUCAAAGGGAUGCGAGGUCGGCGGCGCUUGGGCUCGAAAAGAAAGACGGGGUGUAAGCAUGCUUCUGCUGCCCCACGCCGAGACCGUGUGCUGGCAAUUGAGAAUAUGGUUGCAGGAGGCGGGGGUGAGGUGAUACGCCACUCCGAUCACUGGGGGGCACACUCGGUGGCGUGACCAGCCCGCCGCCCAGCUGUAAACAAUCGCCUUUUCCGGACAUGUCCUUCGGGCGGCCAGUCUCAAGUGGCG